This is a messenger RNA of Megalopta genalis, 1460 nucleotides long. It is a transcript of the gene Daao1, whose product is annotated as D-amino acid oxidase 1. Gene Ontology annotation, cellular component: cytoplasm. Gene Ontology annotation, biological process: D-amino acid catabolic process. Gene Ontology annotation, molecular function: D-amino-acid oxidase activity; FAD binding. NCBI's taxonomy places the organism in Eukaryota, Metazoa, Arthropoda, Insecta, Hymenoptera, Halictidae. The record is from RefSeq and is a predicted model, not a curated record.
CUCAUUCAGUUCAAAAGUUAAUCGGUCAUGUAAAACAAUCUUGAAGCAAGUGAGUCUCCAUGAUCAAAAAUUGCAGCAUAUGGUUCAAUAUAAUCAGACAUUAUUAUAAAUCAGUGCAUUAAUGCAACAUUAAUUUUUAAUUAUUCGUUCGAAUUUCAUCCAAUUUUUGGUUAGAUGAGGGAAAUUUUGUGACUCAUCUGAUAAGGGAAUCAGGCGUAUUACAAUGUUGCUUAUCUAACGAAAACAUUCUAACUUUUGAAGACAAAGUUGGUCGUAGCAGCAGCGAUCAAAACGAACAAAUAUUAAAAUUUCAAAGAAUCUCUGAGAACUUGAGAUGAAGGUGGCCAUUGUUGGAGGUGGAGUUAUUGGUUUAACGACAGCUUUGCAACUGCAGCGAGAAUUACGCAAUGCAGAAAUUACUGUUUUUGCGUCGGAUUUUGAGCAUACCGUUAGCCAUGUAGCUGCUGGAAUAUUUCGAAUUGGAUCAUCUUAUUCUGGGCCAACUGAACGAAUAACAAGAGAAUGGAUAGGGAACUCGUACGAAUAUUACGAUGACCUACGGAAGUCGCAUGAAGCUUUACAAGCUGGGGUGACCAUGAUUUCCGGUUACAUGUUCUCUAAUCUUUCACCGGAAACUGUUAAGAGUCAAUGGUUAGAAAACUUGGUGCCAAUAUACAGGAAAGUUACAGAAGAAGAAUUUCAAUUAGUCGGAGGCAAUUGGAAAUACGGAUCGUUUUUGACGACUCUUCUUACAGAUUGCAAACAGUAUCUGCCCUGGGCUCGCAAAAAAUUACAAGAGAGUGGGAUCAAAUUGAUAGUAAAGAAAAUGGAUUCCCUGGUAGAACUUAUUCCAGAGUGUAAUCUAAUUAUGAACUGUACCGGUUUGGGUGCAAAAUCAUUGUGCAAUGAUAGACGACUCGUUCCUAUACGUGGUCAGGUGAUUAAGGUAAAGGCACCAUGGAUGAAAACGUUCUUUUAUGGAGAAUUAGACACUUACAUUAUACCAGGUUUCAAUGGCGUGGUUACUCUAGGUGGUUCAAGAAGCUUUGACUCGGAGAAUACAAAACUAUGUCCUUACGAGUCAAAAGCAAUUCGUGAACGAUGUAAUAAAUUCAUUCCAGCUCUCAAAAAGGCCACUGUCUUGCACGAGGAAGUUGGUUUGAGACCACACAGGGAAAAUAAUGUUAGAGUGGAAGCUGAGCACGUUACAAACGGACUCUUCAGGGCAAUCGUGAUACAUAAUUAUGGACACGGUGGAUACGGAGUUUGCACCGCUCCGGGGACUGCUAAGUAUGCUGUGCAAUUGGCUAAGGAAGUGCACAAGUCCUCCGUUGCAAAACUAUAAUCGCAAAUUAGGGGUUGCAAGAACUUUGACAAUAAUUAAAGGCGAUCUCAUAACCAGUAAUCCAAGCGAGACAGACUGAUUUCGUCAAAUAUAAAAUUGGGUAUUAAGUAGAAAA